AUGUCCGGUAAUGCGCCAAAGAACAUCGGAGGCGAAUAUGGUGCCAUUCGCGCCAACGUUGACAUCCAGAAGCUCAAUACAUACCUGAAAACACAUGUGUCAGUUAUCGCUGCUCCCGUAGAGGUGCAGCAGUUCAAGUCUAAUCCAACAUACUUCUUGACCGAUGCAAGCACGAAGCGGUUUGUGUUGCGCAAGAAGCCAGCAGGCCAGUUGUUGUCUUCAACUGCUCACCAAAUCGAACGCGAGUACCGCAUUCUGAGUGCAUUACAUCAAUUCAAUAUUAGUCCUACCACAAAGCCAGAGCAGAAAGUCCCUGUUCCGCAACCUUUUGUCCUGUGCGAGGACAGCAGCGUUAUCGGCACUCCUUUCUAUAUCAUGGAAUACCUUGAAGGACGAAUCUUCACAGACACCAGGAUGCUGGAACUUCCACCUCAGGAUCGAAGAGAAUGCUGGCUCUCAGCUAUCCGCUCGCUGGCAGCAUUGGCCUCUCUCGACCCAUUUCAAAUAGGUCUCGAGAACUUUGGUCCCACGACGGAUUACUUCCCCCGUCAAAUUAAAUCUCUUACACGUAUAUCGACAGUCGAGACUGGAAAAGUGACGGGGAAUGUUCCAUCCUUUGAAGACAUGGUCGACUGGUAUCAGAAUCACCUUCCGGACGAAAGGAAGACUGGACUGCGGGUUGUCCACGGGGACUACAAGCUUGACAACAUGAUAUUCCACCCGACGGAGAAUCGGGUAAUUGGCAUACUGGACUGGGAGUUAUGUACUCUAGGUAGUCCACUCGCUGACCUUGCGAACCUCACCCAACCAUGGGCGAUUGACGCUCGCCAUAUACCCAAGGAUUCCACGAUCAGUGAAUUUACGGUCAUCAAGCCAUUCAAGAAUGCAACGAAAGAUGUUCCUAUACCCUUGGAAGACCUUGAGCACGAGUACUGCAGGCUGACGAACCAGCCAUAUCCCAUCAAAGAGAUGGUCUUUGCCCGUAGUUGGAUGCUCUUCCGGCUUGCUAUAAUUUCGCAAGGCAUUGCUGCCAGAUAUGCGCGCCGGCAGGCGAGCUCUGAGAACGCUUUUAUACACCCACAGUUCUUCCCUUUUGUUGGUCAGCUGGCGAAGUCAGUCUUAGAAGAUGAUGGAUUCAUUAUUGGCGCGAAGCCGAAACUGUAG
Messenger RNA from Suillus paluster, 1164 nucleotides. Its product is annotated as kinase-like domain-containing protein. NCBI's taxonomy places the organism in Eukaryota, Fungi, Basidiomycota, Agaricomycetes, Boletales, Suillaceae. The record is from RefSeq and is a predicted model, not a curated record. The coding region runs from base 1 to 1164 and encodes 387 amino acids. The transcript is spliced from 7 exons.